AUGUUGUCCAUCCUUGGACUGUUCCUGCUGUUCCUUGGAAAUGUCAACGCUCAGGGGAAAGAACCUUUGCCGAAACGGUGCGAAAAGAUCUAUGAGAGGUUCAUUAAGAACCAUACCAGAGGUUACCACCCUCCCAUAUGGCUCACUAUUUGGAUGCAAUGGCACUUAUUAUCCAACGGAACCCAGAAUGAUGACCUCACGGUCGUGUGCCUCUACUUCUUUCGCCUAUUUCAAUAA
Ostertagia ostertagi is the source of this 237-nucleotide messenger RNA. The record is from the annotation of a GenBank genome assembly. Lineage: Eukaryota; Metazoa; Nematoda; Chromadorea; Rhabditida; Trichostrongylidae.